This is a messenger RNA of Lathyrus sativus (Indian pea), 1602 nucleotides long. The record is from the annotation of a GenBank genome assembly. Lineage: Eukaryota; Viridiplantae; Streptophyta; Magnoliopsida; Fabales; Fabaceae.
AUGACGAUGAUGGAGUGGUGGUUGGGUUCAGGGCAGAGCAACAAACACGCAGUUAAGGUGACUCAAUUAAAGCUUCAACUAGGACUUUUUGGAGCCAACGUGUCCACUACUGUGAACGACAAAUUAGCCAUUGAAAUAACAUGGGUUAAGAAAGGAAAUAAUCAAAAUUCUUCUCCUUCUUGUUCGAUAAUUCCCUUUCAAUUUCAUCAUCGUACCUUAAAACGACCAUGUACUCAUACCACACCCUGUCGUAGAUUCAUCACUGCCGGAAAAACUCCUUCUCUCGUUUGGGAUGAUCGCGACCUCUGCGCUUUCGACCUCAGACUCAAAGAUGUCUACCACGUGGCAUUUCAUGUUUUAUAUGGAGAGGGUGAAUUAAAAGAUAGAAGGACGGUGGUCGGAAAAGUUUCUAUGACACUUGGCAUGGAGGAGAUGAAGAUCGAAUCCAAUAUUGAAAGGAAGCUUCCAAUACGGUUGAAAGUCAAUGGUUUAAUCUUCGAAGCUACCCUUUCGGUUUGUCUAAGGUUAUGUGACUCAGCAAGAACAACCUUUGAAAACACGGCAAAGACAGAUAAGAAACACGGAAUUAUAGAAAAAGUGAAACAUUUAACAUGCAUGACAAAGAAAACCAAUGACACCAACUUUGAUUCUUAUGAAUCAGACGAUUCGCCCGUGUUUGACUCGGACGACUCGUCGAACGAGUCCACAACAAGCGGUGGCAGUUCAACUAGCAACAGCCCCAAAGAGCCAAGAAUCACGUUUCUAACCUCAGAGAAAAACACAGGCAAUGCGAGUAAAUGGGAAAUCAAUUAUAUUUUAAGCAGAGAUAGCCAAACAAAGCUUAAAGCAAACGUGUUUUUCGCUUCCUUUGAUCAACGAAGUGAAAAAGCCUACGGUGAAAGUGCAUGCACAGUUUUAGUUGCUUUAAUAGCUCACUGGCUUCACUCCAAUCAAGGUAUACCAACGAGAACACAAUUUGACAACCUCAUCACACAAGGUUCAUAUGAAUGGAGAAAACUAUGCAAAAGUGAUUAUUACUCUAAGCUCUUUCCAGAUAAACAUUUUGAUUUAGAAACAGUCAUUGAUGCGAAUUUGAGGCCUAUAACUGUUCUUCCUCAGAAAUCAUACACAGGUUUCUUCUCUCCCGAGAAAUUUCACUGCUUAGAAGGAGCUAUGUCAUUUGAUGAGAUUUGGAAAGAGAUAGAGAAUAACAAGAUGGAUGAUUUUGAGGCAAGAAUUUACAUAGUUAGUUGGAAUGAUCAUUUCUUUAUUUUGAAGGUAGAGAUUGAUGCUUACUAUAUCAUUGAUUCUUUGGGUGAGAGACUAUUUGAAGGGUGUCGAAGAGCAUUUGUGUUGAAGUUUGAUGAUUCAAGUGUUAUGUACGGGAAAAAAGAUGAAGUUGGUGGUGCGAAGAGUAAUAAUUCAAGAGGUGAGGAAAGUUUUGAGGUAGUUUGUCGCGGAAAAGAGUGUUGUAAAGAGUUUAUCAAACGGUUUCUUGCUGCGAUAUUAGUUAGGCAGUUAGAGAAAGAAGAGAAGAAAUGGAUUGUUUCGAAUCCUAAUCUUCAUCGGCAAUUACAGAUUGAUUUUCAUUUUAGUUUGUGA